Molecule: messenger RNA, 4066 nt
Organism: Aplysia californica (California sea hare)
Lineage: Eukaryota; Metazoa; Mollusca; Gastropoda; Aplysiida; Aplysiidae
Product: programmed cell death protein 2
Exons: 5
Coding region: 1-1152 (383 amino acids)
Cellular component (GO): nucleus; cytoplasm
Source: RefSeq, a predicted model, not a curated record
AUGUUUGACAGCAUCUGCACAUGUUGUUCUGUUUACAACAAGAUGGCGGCUCCCGUCUCGGAGAAGACAGUUAAGUUGGGCUUUUUGGAAGAGAUAGACUCUCAACUGUUGAAGAGUCACUUUUUUCCGAGCAAAGUUGGUGGUAGACCAGCAUGGCUAUCUCUGGAUCAGUUACCGGACCCUUCUAGUCUACAGUGCUCAGAAUGUAAUGGAGUCACACGAUUUCUUAUGCAGGUCUACGCACCACUCCAGUCGAGAGAUGACACAUUUCAUCGGACUUUGUUCGUUUUCAUAUGCCCAAAUCCUCCUUGCUCAUCAAAGAGUGUUACGAAGAGUUUCAAAGUGAUCAGGUCUCAGUUGCCACUUCUCAAUGACUUUUACAGCAAAGAGCCGCCCUCAGAAGAAAUUCCUGAGGAUUUCGAUUCAGAACAGUAUCCCCAUGCAGGGAAGUUUCACCCUCUGUGUAAAGUGUGUGGUGUGAAGGGACCCAAGAAAUGUUCUCAAUGCAAGAAGGCCAGCUAUUGCAGCAAAAGUCACCAAGUCAUUGACUGGAAAACAGGACAUAAAAAAGAAUGUUGCAAAGAGAACAAGAAAAAAACUGGCAGUGGUUCCCAAGCAUAUGAGUCAGAACUUUUCAAAGAGUUUGAGCUGGUCACAGAAGACGAAGUUUUGCCCGCAGAAAGCAACAACAACAACAGUAAAAGUGAAGAGGAAUGUCUCCGAGAGUAUGAGAGGCUAAUGGAGUCUCAAAAGUUUCAAAGCUCUAAUGAAGUAUACCAGCUGGAGGAGCUGGAGAAAACAGCAAAAGGGGAAACAGAGGAGGAUAAAGCCUACCUGAAAUUCAAAGAGAGAGUGAGGACUGAGCCAAGUCAGGUAUUACGCUAUUGUCGGACAGAUGAACCUUUGUGGGUAUCUCUCUACCAGAGGCCGGCUGCAGAGGAUAUUCCCAACUGUCCGUUGUGUGGGGCAUCAAGAGUUUUUGAGUUUCAGAUUAUGCCACAGCUCCUGAACCACCUGGACCUGGACCGCCUGGAAGCGAGCGUUGACUGGGGAACCCUGUGUGUCUACACGUGUGCCGACAGCUGCAGCAUUGGAAAUACUUACAGAGAGGAAUUUAUCUGGAAACAAGAUUUUUACAAUCCGGAUGAGUGAACUUUCCAUUUUGAUCUGUGAUUUUUCUGCAGCUGUGAACUACUUUAAGGUCCCUUUAUAUUUAUUUUUUUUGCCCCCAAGAUUUAGAACUUCGGUCUGACAGGUCUUAAAGUCUAAUUAACAUCAAGACUUGUGCCCACAUUUAUUGCUAGGAAACUUCUAAAACAUUGGUAAAGAAUGCGUCUAUCUCUUUUGUCUUUGACUUUGUUUUUGUUCUUACAAAAAUAACGCUCUGAGAUUCACUAUGAAUACAGUUUGAGGUGCCUCUUAUAUCAUGGGUGACUUACUUGUGGUGCUGAUGUUGUGUCAGGUUCCUGCCGCAUUAAUGUACACAAUUGCUGGGGAUGAAGACAUUUAUUUCCUACAGUCCAGCACACACAUAGCAGACAGGCACAAAGUAAACCCAUUUUCAGGUCUCAAAUUUGUUCUUAUACAUGUAUAUAUAUUCCUAGUAUUUAACACUCUGGUUGCUAAGCCUGGUGCUUGUAUGUGUUUUGUUGAAUCUAAGUGAGGAAGAUCAAGAUGCUUGUGUUGACAUGGCUUAGUUCAAGGAGCAGGAAGAAAAUAUUCUUCUACCUUCUAUAUGAUCUUCUUUUGUGCAAACAAAUCAGAAAGCCAGAAUUUUAACCUCUUCUCCAUGCGUUUAACAUGUCGUGGAAAUUGUCCAUAUGGUUUGGAAAUGUUCAUCAAUUUCCAAUAUGGCUCAGUAAAGAACUCAUGGAAGAAGGACAGUGCUGCAAUGAAAGCCAUUAUUCUUUCAUCUUGCAAAUAAUUCAGAAUUCUUUCCAGUUUAACCCCUUCACUUUUGCCCACUUUGACCCCAUAUGCUGGAAAAAUUUCCAGAAACCGCAAGAAAUAGGUGACAUCCCUUAUAGGUCGUUGGGUGCUCUUGAAUUAAGUGAAAAGUAUUACUAAGUAUAUAUUUCUAAGCAAUAGCUUUGAUUGGAUAGAGCUUUUGGAGCUGAAAACAAAGAUGUCUUUGGUUUUUGUGUAUCUUAAUAAUUAUUUUACGAGCAUUCAAAGUUUCGUUUGACUUAGUUUUUUUCCGCGCUUUCCGGAGAAGUGCUCGGGGCCCUUUCUUUGGAGAGUUGUAUCUUUCAAAGUUGGCGUUUCAUAUUCAUGAAAUGCACAGAACUCAAAGUCCAGCACAAUGAUACCCCAAAUCUAUAAUUGUUAAGUUGUAUCUCUUUAUUUAACAAAGAUAAUGAAAAUGACAAAAAACUGUUUUUCGCUGUGGAAAAAUGGCACAAUCCAGCUGAUUGUCCAACUUUGACAUAGAGUCUCAAGAAAAAAAAAAGGGUACGACAAGUAAACCAAAUAUAUUAGUCUACUAGCAUGUUCUCAGAGACAAGCUCCAAUUUUGUUCAAACCUCUCAAGCAAUAAUUGUAGGAUUUAUGGUCUUCCGAAAAUUGCUUGAAGGCCUUUUUGGCCAUUUGGAAGAAAAGUCUGAAAAAAUAAGGGCAAGAUAUUGAAUGUUCCCAGAAUCAUUUUUCCGCAACCAGUUGAGAUAGAAAGAUGAUACUUAUAUCACUGUAUUCGUCUUUUAAAGUACUAAAAGGCUAUAUUCUUUUUACACUGUUCUUUAUACAACAAGAUACAAAGAAAACCAUCAAAUGAAUGUAUAUUGCGCAACAAAAAUAAGUUUGAGAAAAACUUUGAAAAUUCGUAAAAAUUUCAUUUUCAAAGCCAUCAGAAAACCAAAGACAUCCCUGUUUUCAGCUCGAAGAGCUCUAUAUGCUCAAUUCACUAUUAACUUUAGAUUGUUUACUUUUAAUAGUAUAAAUACCAAGUCAAGCCCUUGUCAAAGCGACAAGAGACUUGUCUGGUGUAAAGGAUUAUUUCCUCAGUAUUUCUGGAAUUGUAAAUAGCACAACCACAACAGAACACCACACAAAAUAAACAAAUGGCAAAAGAACUGUAUUAGUGACAAUCUCACAACAGGGUUAAUAGAACAAUAUAGUAGCAUUAGAUUAAUUAGAAUCCUCUUACCUCAGAGGCAGGCAUUCUGAAUCCUGAGGUAGGACUCGUUCAGUUCAGGAAGGCAACUGACUUUCCAGAGGCGGCAAUUACGUCUCACAGGGCUGAGGUCUAAGUCCCAGGCGAAGACAAACUUGGCGUCAACUAGUGCGAUGUUAUCUGCUCUAGGCCAGCGGAAAUAUUCCUGGUUUGCUUUAGUCUGUUCCAAAAAUUUCAUCUCGGCGGAAGUGUCGCUGCAAACAUUAACUACUUGGCCAAUGUAGAACCUGUCGUUGUAGUAGACUGCAGCCCAGGUCUUGUGAAGCGAAAUGGCUCAUUCCACAGCUGCACCUUCUCUGAACUCAACAUAAGAGUCUGAAAUGAGGUCACGAAAAGUUCUCUCCUUUCGGGGACAUCGCUGAGGAAGCCAUACAGACAAUCACGAAGGGCAGCUUCAUUUGGUACUGGAAAGGAUACUGACAAAGUGGUAGAAAAAGUCUGCUCAAACACUGGGAGUGCAUUAUGUGCCAAAUCUGAGAAUGCCGCAUGCAGUUCUCGGACAAAGCGAGGGAAUGAAGCAAAGCUGGUGUGGCUCUGGACCAGUUUCCAGUAGGGUCUCGUGAAAUGCAGAUGCAUCAAGCCUAACGCUGUGACAAGUGUGUGAUGGCCUGGGAAAACCAGGCACAAUGUAAUUUUUUAUGUUUUUUAACUGAUGGUGCCACUUGACAGCCCUUUCAUUUCUCUACAUGGCACUGUUUAAAUUUUUCAAAUAUCUCAAUUUAUAACGGAGUUAUGGCAUUUUGAUGUAAGGAACCGUGCGACUUGAGAAUUUUAGAAAAACGCAUUUGAAGUUAAGCCUUUUUUUAUCAUGAACUAUUGUGCAUAACUGAUGAGAUGCAUUAUUUGUAAUGUGCAAAUACCCUGCUCCCAGGCCCAAAAAACAGAUGACUAACCAGC